GUGCUGAUUCUAGAGAGUUCCAUCCUUCCUCAUUGAACCUGUUUCAUGUGCUCUGAGUUUGGACUCCUCUCCCUCUUCACUUCACUUUGUCCCAAACUCUUUUUUUUAAAAUAGACUUUUGUGGCUUUUUGACUUUAAGAGACUGAAAAGCACCUCUUAAUUGUUUGUGUUGCCGUCCAUCUUUUGGCAGUUUCUUUCACUCCCCAACACUGUGGAUGAGUGUUGUGGGGAACAUUCUCCAACGUUAUUACCUGACCUGUUCUCUGUCGUGUAAGAAUAAUCUUCACAUCAUCACUAAGAACUGACUCGUACUGUUAACCCAAGAAAAGGCACACAGAAGUAGAUCAGGAUGGCUCUCAAUGUUCCAGGGCUGGUGGUGAUGGCGGCGUUCUACCUGCUGAUCUUGGGCACAGGCAUCUGGGCCUCCAUGCGCUCCAAGAGGGAGGAGAAGAAGUGUUCAGGGGAUGGCAUGGAGAUAACGUUACUGGCCGGACGCAACAUCAACUUGCUAGUUGGCAUCUUCACCCUUACUGCUACAUGGGUGGGAGGAGGCUUCAUCCUCGGUAUAGCUGAGGCAACUUAUAACCCAACACUUGGCGCAGUGUGGGCUCUCAUGCCCGUGCCAUAUGUCCUGACCUUCUUCUUGGGUGGGUUUUUCUUUGCCAAGCCCAUGAGAGAGAACAAGUAUGUGACAAUGAUGGACCCAUUCCAACAGAAGUAUGGGAACAUUAUGGCCAGUGCGCUGAUCUUUCCCGCACUGGUAGCUGAUGUCCUGUGGGUUGCACGCACACUCGUUAGCCUGGGUGGAACUAUGAGCGUGAUCCUGGACUUGUCCUACGUCUACUCCAUCAUCAUCUCCUCAGUGGUGGCCAUAAUCUACACACUGCUGGGGGGGCUUUACUCUGUGGCCUACACAGACGUCAUCCAGCUCAUCCUCAUCUUUGUCAGUCUGUGGGUGUGUGUUCCUUUCCUGUUGACCAACCCUCACUCUGUGGACAUCUCACUGACGGCCUACAACCAGACCUUCCAGGCUCCCUGGGUCGGCACGGUGGAGCUCGAUGAGGCUGGCAAGUGGUUUGAUGACUUUAUGCUGCUGGCUCUGGGAGGUUUGGCCUACCAGGCGUUCUACCAAAGAAUCCUGUCUGCAUCAUCUUACACCCAGGCUCAAGUGACCUGCUUCGCCUCUUCAGCCUUCUGCCUGGUGCUCGGUAUCCCCUCCAUUCUGGUUGGAGCUGUGGCUGCGUCUACAGACUGGAACUCAACCAGCUAUGGCCCGCUCACCCCAUAUGAGCGUGGCCAGGCGGGCUCCAUACUUCCCAUCUCACUGCAGUACCUCACACCAACCUACAUCUCUGUCAUUGGCAUCGGAGCUGUAGCUGCUGCUGUCAUGUCCUCCAUGGACUCAGCUCUUCUGUCCUCCGCCUCAUUGUUUUCCUCAAAUAUCUACAAGAACAUAAUCAGAAAGCAGGCGUCAGACCGUGAGAUGCAGUGGGUGAUCCGUAUCUCGGUGGUGGUGGUGGGUCUGGCCGGCACUGCCCUCACUUUCUUGGACAGCAGCGUCCUGGUCUUCUGGCUUGUGGGUGUGGACAUGUCCUACACCAUCAUGUUCCCUCAGCUGGUUUGCGUCCUCUUCUUCAAGGUGUCUAACGGGUACGGAGCCAUCGUGGGCUUCCUAAUGGGAAUCAUUAUGCGAGUCCUGAGCGGCGAGCCUCUCAUCGGCCUACCACCCGCCAUCCACUUCCCAGGCUGCCGGCUGGACGCCGAAGGAAAGCUCACCCAGUUCUUCCCCUUCCGCACUGCCAUUAUGGUGAUCUCGCUCCUAUCCAUCCUGAUCGUCUCCUGGCUAACAUCCAUCAUUUUCAACAAGGGUCUGCUGUCCGAGAGGUGGGAUGUGUUCAAGAUCAAGCGUAAGGAGAAACCAACAGCCAGAGCCAUGGACAACAAGAGGACCAACUCUGGUAACGAGGAAGCCUCCGCGGCCAAGCAGCUACUGGACACCACUAGCUGCUGAAGAGGCGAGAGAGCCGAGGAGGGAGAGAAGAUGGGCACCGGGUGGAGGCAGACAUGUUGGUCUGCUAAGCAGGAACAGCGGCAAAGGCUGGACAUUUUGUACAGAUGCUGUGCAGUAUCACAGUGUAUUUGUGCUAAAGACAUAUUAAUUAGCAGAGUGCGAUUUGAGCUCUCUGGCACCCGACUUCAUCAGUUGCCUCAACCUUUUCUUAAGAGAAUACAUUACAGAUAGGCUCCCUGGCAAACCAGCCAUUAGCCAGCAUAGCAUAUAGGGGAGAUAGUUACAUGCAUUACAUAUAUAUGGUCAUACAUCACUGAAAUGGAAGCAGUCCACACAAAGAACCCAGAGACAAGUUCAGCUGGCAAGCAGUUUAAAUUUGGAUAAAAGAAACUGCAAUUAAACAUUCUCUAUAAUGGUUUAUACUUCUUCUUCAACUGACAACUCUCACCAAAAACAAAUUUGUAAAUUUGUACAGAUUUAUAUAAAUAUAUUUGUACCACAUUUUGAUGAAUUGAGAUACCACCCAAGAGAUGCCUUUUCAAUAGACCCAAUUCACCUCCUUAAGACCAUUGCACUGUGGCAACACAAAAGACACGCACACAAGACAUCAUCCCAAAGGAUCAAUGAAUCCAAAAGAAUGAUGAGAAAACAGUUUACAACUCACAUCAAAAUGGUAAUAAUUUAUUAGAUUUUGCUUUUCGUAAGAACUCUCAGAAAAAAAGGAAUACAGCAAGCCAUCCACUUUGUCCUUUUACUGCACAAUCAUUUAUCAGCUCCGGGUGUGGCCACCAGAAAACAUGUCCUCACUACGCUGUACUGGAUGCAAGUGCAUAUAGCCUCUCUCUCAGUAACCUCUGUGCUCUGUGAAGCAUGACAGACCUGAACAAAGAAAUUCUAUCCAAAGAACUUAUGCACACUGCGCACUGUUUCACGGCACACUUGUGAAAGACAUUUUUAUUACUGAACAGUUUAUAUGAAAGUGAUUGGAUCUCUUCCUUUCCCUAGUUGAUUUGCUGUCCUAGGAUUGGCUUGGAAGCACCUGCGACUCCCUUCUUGCUAGUCAAUAUUUGAUCAACAAUUUUUACCAUCAAAACUUAUACACUUAAACGCACAACUAUUGCCGAGACAUCAAUGUGACUAUCUGAAGUGCUUAGCUGUGCAUUCUCAGAAACUUGUGUCUUGCAGCAGUCCACACUCCUGAAAAGGAUUCUGAUAUUUUGUAAAUGUUAAUCUGUGUGCAAAAAGAGACAAUCAGAGUUGUGUUAAUAUAUCUAAGAUGUGAAGAUUUAUGGUUACAUGUAAAUUUUCACAUGGCAACAUUUACCUCCAUCUCUCAGAUACUACUCCGUACACAUAAGCAAGUUUUUCUUUAUAUCAACCCGAUACAGAUGACUUAAGUGUCCCUCUCCAUCCGACUGCUCUGACUUGGGUUGCACUGCAAUGCUAACAGCUUUGUUAUGCAAGCAAUAUCGAAAAAAGAAAACAAAAACACUUGGGUGGAACUGACGCAAACACUAUUUAAGUUUUUUUGAAUGCUCAACAGUUUUGUUCUAAUCACUAUUUAAUAUGCCGUCUUGUGGUAUAUAGCCAACACGUUCUCAUCUCAAGUCGUCACAUAAUGCCGCUUUGCAGUGGACUGCCGCGUCUACAUAUUACACUCUAAGUAUCCUUCUGCGUCUGCUGUUGACCUUACGGGAUGCUGCUGCCAACACCGGAAUGUCAACAAAAGCAUGUGCAUAGGAUUAUGCAACAAAGGUGGGGAUGGUUAGGUUUAAGGAAAAAAGGGCAUGUGGUAAGAUGCAGAAAAAAAACAACAAAUUCAGACGGGAAGUGAACACAGGACUCCCACAUGAAAAUCCAGGGUUUGUUGGAUCCAUCCCCCACCUCCCCAGCACGUAUUAUAGGGACCUUUGUGACACUUAUAUUACGUUGUUACCGGCAGCAUUUCGACCUGACACAUCCAGCAGCAUAUCAUGUGGAUGCAACAGGUUCUGUCUGGCCAUGUUUUCAACUGACGAUCCCUUCAACAUAUCAUGCUGCUAUGGCGUGGUGCCAUGGGGCUGCGCGGCGGUGCAUAAUAACACCGCAAAUGGUUCUGUCCAGCUGCAUUCUUAGCUUCAUACAGCCACAAAAGUUGGCGUCGGGAUCUUCUGCCAAAAUCACUGCAAAAGUGGCAGUAUUUGAUGACUUUGGUGUGAGAAUGGGCUGGAAUAGCAGCAGGGAGAGACAAAACUGCAGAGCUUGAUCUCCCAUUAUGCCACAGAUAUUUAAGCUCAUUCCCCUCACCUGCAAUUUACUCACAUGAUGAAUAAGUGAAUGUAGCACUUUUUUUUUACAACUGCAUGGAGAGAAAUAUGCUACCCCUCAUUUUCCUCCUCCUCACCCAUUCCUCCUCCAAGUCUUUCUUCUCUGUCCGUCCAUGUGAGAGACGUGCCUUUCAGUGACCUUGCACUGUAUCGUUUAGUUUUUGUUAUAUACUGUAUGCAAAGCUGUAGUUUACAGUGGGAUCAUUUUUUCCUCUGAGGUGGUGGAAGUGUUUGCAGCUAAGGUCCUGAGAAUAUACAUUUAAGAUUCACAACAGCACAGAUUUGGCUCCACUGAAUGAUUGCUAGAGAGCAGACUGUUCAAUGACCCUUGUGUUUUUUAAUGUAUGUUUUGUUUUACUGAGCCUACAUAGUAGUCUGAUGUGCAAAGAGAUUCCUGCUACUGAGUGACAGUUUAGAAAGCCUUCCUCUACCAUAUUGUUGCUGUCACUAUCACUGGAAGCUGGUUUCACUCGGCUGCCAGCGGUGAUGUGCUGGUCAACAUAAAAGGGGUGUAUACUCUCGUCACUGUUCGAAUACCUCAUGGAGUGGUAAUGUUGGCUUUGAGUAUACGAAACUUUACCCAAGAUUCUGGCUUCUAUCCAAAGCAUACUGUACGAAUGUCACUUUCCAAAGAGUGAUUGCACAGAACAAACUGUUCUCCAAACAAAACGCAUUCAGGACAAAAAGCAUCUUUUUAUGGUGAUUGUGAUUUCUAACUGUGUUAUUCUCUUGUAUACUGUACAGUCUAAUUAUGAUUUGUAUAUUUACACUUUUUAUUUUUUAUCAAAGCUAAAUCACUAUGCGUUGUGAGCUCUUGAAGAAAAAACGAAAGUCUUUUUCUUAGCAACGUUUCAAGUGAAAUAAAAUCACCUUCAAUUUUGCAGAACAUUAAAUUUCACCUUCACACAUAGCUAAAUCACUGGGCGGCAGUUCAUGUGUGUCAACAGUGACUCUGAAUCACAGGAAAAACAUGUUGCAUACUGCUGAGUUAAAGUCAUAGCCAUUUAAAAUUAACACUCCUGCCUGAAAACUUCAGCAAGCCGUCCACAAUAUAGUGAAGCAUGGCGACGCCUUAAUAAUGGAGCAUAUACAUGCAUAUUAUCAUCUGUGCAUUUCAUCACUUUUGAAAGUAAAAUAUUUUAUUUUCCAUGUGGGGUUUUCAUGUAUUAUCUAUGAAAGUACUGGACAGUUGUUAGUUUUAUAAUAUUAAUAGGUAGUGAGGUUCUCUAUUGUUUCCCCUGAUAUGUAUUUGGUUUUAUACUUAUGCAUGUUGAUUUUCAUUAACAGUGUUGUUUGUAUACUGAACUUUCGUGAAGGCUGUUCUCUCUUGCCACUUGGCAAGGUCCUACUUUGUAAUCGAUUAAUGUAAAUCCCCAUGGGGUGAUCUUCUGUCAGAAUAAAGGCUGAAACCAAA
Plectropomus leopardus (leopard coralgrouper) is the source of this 5731-nucleotide messenger RNA. Its product is annotated as high affinity choline transporter 1-like. Gene Ontology annotation, biological process: acetylcholine biosynthetic process; transmembrane transport; choline transport. Gene Ontology annotation, cellular component: plasma membrane. Gene Ontology annotation, molecular function: choline:sodium symporter activity. The record is from RefSeq and is a predicted model, not a curated record. Lineage: Eukaryota; Metazoa; Chordata; Actinopteri; Perciformes; Serranidae.